UUAGUUUGGGCAUGGUUGCUAUUUAUGCUCAUCUUUUUUUCCUUUUAUAUUUAAAAGAUGUUAGUUAUAUUAUUUUGAACAAACUCUUCUCCCUAUGUGAUCGGGCGAUCGGUUAGUUGGUUUUCUUGAGGCGACUAAACGUUGAUUUUCAGCAAAAUUAGUAGAGAGGAAAUCAUGAGCACAAGAUCAAUGGUGCUAAGCGAAAAUCAAAAGCUGUUUCUCUCCCUAAUCAAGGAAUACACGACUGAAAAACAGCAAGAAGAGCAAAGAAUUGUUGUUUUGAAGAAGAGAAUUGAAGAACUGCAAUCUGAGCUUGAAGCCACCAAUGUGGAACUCGAAAAUGUCAAGCAUGCCAAAGAAACCACUGAACAGGAACUUAAAGGCUGUGAAGUUGAAUUGUCUCUGAAUGAUACUUCAAUUCAGACUCUCGAGGCAAGGAUUUCUGUGCUACAAGGUGAAAUUGCAUCUGUUGGAUCUGAAUUGGACUCUCUCAAGUGUGAAGAAAAUGUCACAAGGGACCAAGUUAUCAAUCGCUUGUUUGACCUUAACAAAAAAAUCAGGAAAUUUCAAGAGCAGCUGUACAAGAAAAAUGUUGAGUCUGUUCGAAAUGCUACAGAAGAAUCCCAUGAACCUGAGGAAGAUAAUACCAAAACUUCUUCCCAAUCUCUUGAGGAAAGGCUUAUCAAAUUAAUAACUCAAAUAUCCCAUGGAGACGAUGACUGCCUAACAGAAGAAAAAUUUCUAAUUGAGAAUCGGCGAACGAUGAUUUAUCUAGAGAAAAGGAGGGCUUCAAUGGCGAUGAUGGUGAAAGGAACAGAAGAAUUGGAAGCUUUGGCUAAGCAGAAUUCUGGAUUUGAAGUGACAUAUGGUCAUAUCAGUGAAGAAUUGCUGAAAAGUUGCAUUUGCCCUUACUGUUUCAAAGACAACGCGGAGGCCUUGGACAACAUUCCUCAGUAAUGCCUCACAUCUCUUUUGGAAGAUUCCAUGUCAUUCCAAGGUUUUCUUGUAACUAGUAUUUGCACUCGAGUUUGAAAUGUAGGGAGCAUGAGAAAGGGAAGAACCUUAGUUUUUUUUUUUUUUAGUAGUUGUAAUGCUUGUAGUUUCCUGGUAUUGAGUUUUGCAAACCUUUUAUACAAUUCAUGUGGAUUUUAGCAACUUGAAUAUUACG
This is a messenger RNA of Benincasa hispida (wax gourd), 1168 nucleotides long. Its product is annotated as spindle assembly checkpoint component. NCBI's taxonomy places the organism in Eukaryota, Viridiplantae, Streptophyta, Magnoliopsida, Cucurbitales, Cucurbitaceae. The record is from RefSeq and is a predicted model, not a curated record.